This is a messenger RNA of Hevea brasiliensis (rubber tree), 884 nucleotides long. Its product is annotated as ras-related protein Rab7. The transcript is spliced from 7 exons. Gene Ontology annotation, molecular function: GTPase activity; GTP binding. Bases 196 to 831 code for a protein of 211 amino acids. Gene Ontology annotation, cellular component: vacuolar membrane. NCBI's taxonomy places the organism in Eukaryota, Viridiplantae, Streptophyta, Magnoliopsida, Malpighiales, Euphorbiaceae. The record is from RefSeq and is a predicted model, not a curated record.
AAAAGAAAAAUCAAGAAGAAUCAAGAAACCAUCUCGAACGUGACCUUCCCUUUUCUUUAAAUCACGUACUGCUAUUGUUAGUGCGGUCUUUUCUUUUACAAACUUUCCUGUUCAUCAACUUUCUUUUCAGAUUCCAGUUACUCUCUUAGAUUACAGAAAAUUAGUAUAUUAUUGCACUAAAAUUAACCUGCUUUCAUGGACCUUUCCGCCACCAAGAGAAGAGCACUGCUUAAAGUCAUUGUUCUGGGAGAUAGUGGGGUGGGAAAGACCUCCUUGAUGAAUCAAUAUGUAUAUAAGAAGUUUAGCCAACAGUACAAAGCUACAAUCGGUGCUGAUUUUGUCACCAAGGAACUACAGGUUGAUGACAAGCUGGUGACCCUGCAAAUAUGGGAUACAGCAGGGCAGGAGAGAUUUCAGAGUUUAGGAGCAGCAUUUUAUAGAGGAGCAGAUUGCUGUGUUCUAGUAUAUGAUGUGAAUGUACUUAAAUCAUUUGAAACACUUAACAAUUGGCAUGAAGAGUUCCUCAAACAGGCAGAUCCAGUUGAUCCUGAUGAGUUCCCUUUUAUACUACUCGGAAAUAAGAUUGAUGUAGAUGGUGGAAAUAAUCGAGCGGUUUCAGAGAGAAAAGCUUUAGAUUGGUGUGCUUCCAAGGGAAACAUACCCUACUUUGAGACCUCAGCAAAAGAGGAUUACAAUAUUGAUGAAGCAUUUCUAUGUGUUGCAAAAAUUGCACUAGUUAGUGAACAUGAACUUGACAUUUCUUACAGUUAUUUCGAGGGUAUAUCAGAAACUGUUUCAGAAGUUGAACAAAGAGGAGGUUGUGCAUGUUGAUUGGCUGCAAAGAAAGGAUCAAAUAUUUAUAUGUAAUUUCCAAUUUUAUCUCA